Messenger RNA from Balaenoptera musculus (blue whale), 3247 nucleotides. RefSeq names its product mitogen-activated protein kinase 6-like. Gene Ontology annotation, molecular function: MAP kinase activity; ATP binding. NCBI's taxonomy places the organism in Eukaryota, Metazoa, Chordata, Mammalia, Artiodactyla, Balaenopteridae. The record is from RefSeq and is a predicted model, not a curated record. Gene Ontology annotation, cellular component: nucleus; cytoplasm. Gene Ontology annotation, biological process: cell surface receptor signaling pathway; protein phosphorylation; intracellular signal transduction. The transcript has a single exon.
UGCGGCAAAGCGAGAGUCUCGGAGACGCCGCUGCCGCCAGCACAGCCGGAGACCUGAGCCGACACUGGGGGCUGUCCGUGGGCCCCGCACUCCCUCGAUGAGUCGGAGAAGUCCCGUUGUAUCAGAGUAAGAUGGACGGUAGCUUUGAUGGUGAUUGUGGUGAGCUGGAGCCACCUGAUCACUAACAAAACACAUCUUCUGUUAACCAACAGCCACCAGGGCUUCCUGUUGAAAUAUACAGCAACAAAGGAAGAAAAGAAGCAAAACGGAAAUAGUGCUUACCAGCACCUUAGAAUGAUGCUGCUCAGGACCAGUCCAACACUGAAUGUAUCUGCACUGUGAGGAGAAUGUUCAUAGAAGCCUGUUGUGUGCAUAUUUAUUCACAUUUCUGGUAAAUGUUAAACCCUUCAGCACAGUAAAUCUGAGUGCAUAGUAUGUCAUUUCAUUCCGUUUGAGUUUCUUGAGUGUUUUCUUUAAAUGUCUGCAGAGUUGCUGCCCCUUUCUUGAACUAUGAGUACUGCAAUCUUUUUAAUUCUCAGUAUGAGUAGAGCUUUUUGAGCUUUAAAUCUAAGGGGAACUCAACGGGCCUGGUUGGCAUAUGCAAUGAAACCAUCUUGCUGUGGAAGCAAAAUUAUUUUUUUUCUACCUUUUUGAAAGAUCUUUCCUUUUGAUGCCAGCUUUCUUCCUUAUUUACACAAGUUCAACAAUUCGAAAGGAAAAGGCAAUAGUAAGGGUUUCAGAAUGGCAGAGAAAUUUGAAAGUCUCAUGAACAUUCAUGGUUUUGAUCUGGGCUCUAGGUAUAUGGACUUAAAACCAUUGGGUUGUGGAGGCAAUGGCUUGGUUUUCUCUGCUGUAGACAAUGACUGUGACAAAAGAGUAGCCACCAAGAAAACUGUCCUUACUGAUCCCCAGAGUGUCAAACAUGCUCUACGGGAAAUCAAAAUUAUUGGAAGACUUGACCAUGAUAACAUUGUGAAGGUGUUUGAAAUUCUUGGUCCUAGUGGAAGCCAGUUAACAGAUGAUGUGGGCUCUCUUACUGAACUGAACAGUGUUUACAUUGUUCAGGAGUACAUGGAGACAGACUUGACUAAUGUCCUGGAGCAGGGCCCGUUACUGGAAGAGCAUGCCAGGCUUUUCAUGUAUCAGCUGCUACGUGGGCUCAAAUAUAUUCACUCAGCAAACGUACUGCACAGAGAUCUCAAACCAGCUAAUCUUUUCAUUAAUACUGAAGACUUGGUGCUGAAGAUAGGCGACUUUGGUCUUGCACGGAUCAUGGAUCCUCAUUAUUCCCAUAAGGGUCAUCUUUCUGAAGGAUUGGUUACUAAAUGGUACAGAUCUCCACGUCUUUUACUUUCUCCUAAUAAUUAUACUAAAGCCAUUGACAUGUGGGCUGCAGGCUGCAUCUUUGCUGAAAUGCUGACUGGUAAAACCCUCUUUGCAGGUGCACAUGAACUUGAACAGAUGCAGCUGAUUUUAGAAUCUAUUCCUGUCGUACAUGAGGAAGAUCGUCAGGAGCUUCUCAACGCAAUUCCAGUUUACAUUAGAAAUGACAUGACUGAGCCACACAGACCUUUAACUCAGCUGCUUCUGGGAAUUAGUCGAGAAGCACUGGAUUUCCUGGAACAAAUUUUGACAUUUAGCCCCAUGGAUCGGUUGACAGCAGAAGAAGCGCUUUCCCAUCCUUACAUGAGCAUUUAGUCUUUUCCAAUGGAUGAGCCAAUUUCAAGUCAUCCUUUUCAUAUUGAAGAUGAAGUUGAUGAUAUUUUGCUUAUGGAUGAAACUCAUAGUCACAUUUAUAACUGGGAAAGGUACCAUGAUUGUCAGUUUUCAGAGCAUGAUUGGCCUAUACAUAACAACUUUGAUAUUGAUGAAGUUCAGCUUGACCCAAGAGCUCUGUCCGACGUCACUGAUGAAGAAGAAGUACAAGUCAAUCCUCGAAAAUAUUUGGAUGGAGAUCGUGAAAAGUAUUUGGAGGAUCCUGCUUUUGACACCAGUUACUCUACUGAGCCUUGUUGGCAAUACUCAGAUCAUCAUGAAAACAAAUAUUGUGAUCUGGAGUGUAGCCAUACUUGUAACUACAAAACGAGGUCAUCAUCAUACUUAGAUAACUUAGUUUGGAGAGAGAGUGAAGUUAAUCAUUACUAUGAACCCAAGCUUAUUAUAGAUCUUUCCAAUUGGAAAGAACAAAGCAAAGAAAAAUCUGAUAAGAAAGGCAAGUCAAAAUGUGAAAGGAAUGGAUUGGUUAAAGCCCAGAUAGCUCUAGAGGAAGCAUCACAGCAACUGGCUGAAAAAGAAAGGGAAAAGAAUCAGGGAUUUGACUUUGAUUCCUUUAUUGCAGGAACUAUUCAACUUAGUUCACAACAUGAGCUUACUGAUGUUGUUGACAAAUUAAAUGACUUGAAUAGCUCAGUGUCCCAACUAGAAUUGAAAAGUUUGAUAUCCAAGUCAGUAAGCCGAGAAAAACAGGAGAAAGGAAUGGCCAAUUUGGCUCAAUUAGAAGCCUUGUACCAGUCUUCUUGGGAUAGCCAGUUUGUGGGAGGUGGGGAGGACUGUUUUCUCAUAAAUCAGUUUUGUUGUGAGGUAAGGAAGGAUGAGCAAAUUGAAAAGGAAAACACUUACACCAGUUACCUGGACAAGUUCUUUAGCAGGAAAGAGGAUGCUGAAAUGCUAGAAACUGAGCCGGUAGAGGAUGGGAAGCUUGGGGAGAGAGGAAAUGAGGAAGGAUUUCUGAACAACAGUGGAGAGUUCCUCUUUAACAAGCAGCUUGAAUCCAUAGGCAUCCCACAGUUUCACAGUCCAGUUGGGUCCCCACUUAAGUCAAUACAGGCCACAUUAACACCUUCUGCUAUGAAAUCUUCCCCUCAGAUUCCUCAUAAAACAUACAGCAGCAUUCUGAAACAUCUGAACUAAAACACUCAGCAGACAUUUCUUUUUGUAUUCUUCAUGAAAUGUGUUUUGUCUUCUUUAUUACUAGUGUUUAAGUCAUUUUUUUACUUGAAUCAGAUGGUGUCAUUUAGAAAGGAUAUUUUCUUGGUUUUUAAAAUCCAGACUUUUUUUCUACAUGUGAGAUGGUUUUCGUUUUAACUGGCAUGUCGUUUGCACACAAAAAUAAAGAAUAGAGCAAAAUAAUGCAAUGCAGGAGGAGACAAAAGAAAUGCACUAAGACAAGUAAAAAACAUUCUCUCAUAGAACAAUGAUCUGUUUUACAGGAAACAAAAAUCUUGCCUUGAAAUUUACACAGUGAGAC